AUGGAAAUCACUGAGCACAACGCUAAAUAUCCUCAUACAACUUUUGGAGUGACUACAUUUACAGAUAGAACAGAUGAAGAAAUGAAACAGAACAGUGCACUGCCAAAAUCAACGAAAGCAACUGCUUGGACAAAGGAUAAUUUUUGCGAGCCAGGCGUCGUAGUAAUUGAUGAUUACGAUGAUAAUGACUACACAGAGCGUAAUGCAGUUGACUGGAGAAGUAAAAACAAAGUUAGUCCGGUUAGGCAUCAAGGCUCGUGCGGUUCAUGUUGGUCUUUUGCUGCAAUAGCUGUUAUAGAAAGUGCUUUGAUGAUUCGACAGAACAUAUCAGAAGAUUUAUCAGAACAAGCAGUUCUUGACUGUGCACGUGAUAGUUAUGGUCAUACUGGUCAAUAUGGCGUUUAUCGUGAGAGAGAUGUGCCAUAUGUUGGGUACCAACAAAAUUGCAGACAAUCAACUAGACCUGCUUAUCGCACGGGUGGACACGUACCAAUUGAACCAAACGCAGAUGCCAUCAGAAGACAUAUCGCCAGUCAAGGACCUGUCGCUGCUGGUUUUACGGUUAGUCGAGAAUUUUUCAACUACCGUGAUGGCGUUUAUUCAGGAUGCUCCGAUGCUUCUUAUGGCGGUCAUGCGAUAGCGAUUGUUGGAUAUGGAAAAGAUUCAUUGUCUGGAAAAGACUACUGGAUUAUUAAAAACAGCUGGGGAACAAAUUGGGGAAAUGGUGGAUAUGUAAAAUUUGAAGCUGGAAGAGAUCUUUGUGGUAUCGAAUCGCGCGUUAUUGCGCCAGUUAUGUGA
Dracunculus medinensis (Guinea worm) is the source of this 798-nucleotide messenger RNA. The record is from the annotation of a GenBank genome assembly. Lineage: Eukaryota; Metazoa; Nematoda; Chromadorea; Rhabditida; Dracunculidae.